This is a messenger RNA of Gorilla gorilla gorilla (western lowland gorilla), 2101 nucleotides long. RefSeq names its product EGF like domain multiple 7 (gene EGFL7). Gene Ontology annotation, molecular function: calcium ion binding; signaling receptor binding. Gene Ontology annotation, cellular component: cell surface; extracellular region. The transcript has 10 exons. Gene Ontology annotation, biological process: anatomical structure development. Lineage: Eukaryota; Metazoa; Chordata; Mammalia; Primates; Hominidae. Bases 912 to 1733 code for a protein of 273 amino acids. The record is from RefSeq and is a predicted model, not a curated record.
CAGAUGCAAAGCCAGUGGGGACCUGCCAAGAAGCCAGCCCACAAGGCCAUGGACUCCUCCACGCCAUCAGCUGGAGCAGUGGGCAGCCCCAGGAAUGGAGACGGGAGCAGCCAGGGGAAGGGCGAGGGGUCCCCCGGGCGACCCCCGAGGCUCAGGCGCCCGGACUCCAGUCCUGGGCCUCCGUUUUCCACCCUUGAACAAGUGGCUUCCACCUGUGAGCCAGCUGCCUCCUCUGAAAAUGGAAGCCCCUCAACUCAGAGGGUGUCGCUCUGGGGCGUGGGUCAGGGGCCGGAGCAGGCAGCGAGAGGUGAGAGGAAAGGCUGGGGACCCUCACUUCUCCCUGCCCAAACCCUCGCUCGGGAGCAGACGGCUCCUCUUCCCGCAGGCACCCCUGCCCGGCAGCUCCCUCCAGCCCCCGUCGGGUCCGGGACGUCCUCUGAUGGGAAGGUUCCACCACAUCCGUGGCUGACAGAGCCAGCCCGUCGGAGGCCGGGGGGCGCUCGGGGUAAACAGGAAGCCCCAUCCCUCCCGCACUCUGCUUCACUCCCUCCUCCUGCACCUCCUGCAGCCCGGCUCCCGCGGCCGCGCCUGGUGCCCCUCUGUCUCGCGCCACCUGAGAUGCCCAGGCUGGCCUCUGCCAGGGGUUAGUCUGCCCUCUCCUGGGGCUUCAGAGGCCAAAAGCACCCUGGUGAAGGGUCCAGGAGGCCCAGGAGGGCCCGGGGGGCUCUGCCAGGCCCCUCCACGCCUCUCUGCCCAGCCAGCACGCUCUGGGAAGCAGCCCCCAGGACCGGGGAGGCACAGGUGGCCCCCACCACCCGGAGGAGCAGCUCCUGCCCCUGUCCGGGGGAUGACGGAUUCUCCUCCGCCAGGCCACCCAGAGGAGAAGGCCACCCCGCCUGGAGGCACAGGCCAUGAGGGGCUCUCAGGAGGUGCUGCUGAUGUGGCUUCUGGUGUUGGCAGUGGGCGGCACGGAGCACGCCUACCGGCCCGGCCGUAGGGUGUGUGCUGUCCGGGCUCACGGGGACCCUGUCUCCGAGUCGUUCGUGCAGCGUGUGUACCAGCCCUUCCUCACCACCUGCGACGGGCACCGGGCCUGCAGCACCUACCGAACCAUCUAUAGGACCGCCUACCGCCGCAGCCCUGGGCUGGCCCCUGCCAGGCCUCGCUACGCAUGCUGCCCCGGCUGGAAGAGGACCAGCGGGCUUCCCGGGGCCUGUGGAGCAGCAAUAUGCCAGCCGCCAUGCCGGAACGGAGGGAGCUGUGUCCAGCCUGGCCGCUGCCGCUGCCCUGCAGGAUGGCGGGGUGACACCUGCCAGUCAGAUGUGGAUGAAUGCAGUGCUAGGAGGGGCGGCUGUCCCCAGCGCUGCGUCAACACUGCCGGCAGUUACUGGUGCCAGUGUUGGGAGGGGCACAGCCUGUCUGCAGACGGUACACUCUGCGUGCCCAAGGGAGGGCCCCCCAGGGUGGCCCCCAACCCGACAGGAGUGGACAGUACAAUGAAGGAAGAAGUGCAGAGGCUGCAGUCCAGGGUGGACCUGCUGGAGGAGAAGCUGCAGCUGGUGCUGGCCCCACUGCACAGCCUGGCCUCGCAGGCACUGGAGCAUGGGCUCCCGGACCCUGGCAGCCUCCUGGUGCACUCCUUCCAGCAGCUGGGCCGCAUCGACUCCCUGAGCGAGCAGAUUUCCUUCCUGGAGGAGCAGCUGGGGUCCUGCUCCUGCAAGAAAGACUCGUGACUGCCCGGCGCCGCAGGCUGGACUGAGCCCCUCACGCCGUCCUGCAGCCCCCAUGCCCCUGCCCAACAUGCUGGGGGUCCAGAAGCCACCUCGGGGUGACUGAGCGGAAGGCCAGGCAGGGCCUUCCUCCUCCCCUUCCUCAGGAGGCUCCCCAGGCCCUGGCAUGGGAUGGGCUGGGGUCUUCUCUGUGAAUCCACCCCUGGCUACCCCAACGGCAUCCCAAGGCCAGGUGGGCCCUCAGCUGAGGGAAGGUACGAGCUCCCUGCUGGAGCCUGGGACCCAUGGCACAGGCCAGGCAGCCCGGAGGCUGGGUGGGGCCUCAGUGGGGGCUGCUGCCUGACCCCCAGCACAAUAAAAAUGAAAUGUGA